CUCGCUAAGGCGACUCAAACUGAACUUUGUAACUUCAGAGAGAGCUCUUUUCAUCAUGGAUUUAGCUCUGCGAUCAAACUGCGAGGUAGUUGAAUUCAACAUUACCUUCCAUAAAGGUGGCUCGAAGGUUUUUUUGGCGGCCACUAAUUAUGUCAAUAUAGCUACAACUACAACGCCUGAGGCUAUACACCUUCUACUUCCGAGCCUCAAAACAUUGCGCCUCGAUGGAUCCGUUCAGCCUCAAAUAUCAUUGAAUAAUUUUGAUCUCAGCAGUGUGGAG
Acaulospora colombiana is the source of this 280-nucleotide messenger RNA. The record is from the annotation of a GenBank genome assembly. Lineage: Eukaryota; Fungi; Glomeromycota; Glomeromycetes; Diversisporales; Acaulosporaceae.